AAAAAUCUUCAGUCCCAUUGUAGACUUCGGACAGGUCGGUUGUACUCGGGGUUCAAGGAUAGCUUCCGGAAUAUCAGUUCAGUUAGAAAGUGUUGUUUGUUGGCAAACUGUUUCCAAGUGUGCUGACUAGCAGGUGUUGAGCGCCAUGGCUGGACCAUUUUUAUCGCCGUUGCCCGGUGAUCUGCUAACGGAGUACAUGUUUGGCCGGAGACGCCAGCGACGGAACAGGACCACGUUUACGCCCCAGCAGCUGCAGGAGCUGGAGACGUUGUUCCAGAAAACGCACUAUCCGGACGUUUUCCUGCGGGAAGAGGUGGCUUUGAGGAUUAGUCUCAGUGAGGCGCGAGUGCAGGUAUGGUUUCAGAACCGGCGGGCAAAGUGGAGGAAACAAGCUAGAUUGCAAUUGCUUCAGGAUGCUUGGCGAAUGCGUUGUUUGGGAAUCAGCUCUCCUCAACUUGUAGCUGAUCCCCAAAAUCCUGCAUCGGCCAACAACAACAAUCCUCCGAGCAAAAAACCAGACGAUGCCGAGUCUCCUCCCAAAGAGCCAGAAUUCACGCUGAUGCAUCCGGCCUUCCAGGGACCAAACGGUGGCACAAGCAAUGGCAAUAACAACAACAAUAACAACAACACUGGCAACUUCCCCGACCCCGCUAAAAGGAUGGAGGCCAGCGGAAACCCAAUGUACCACAAUGGAACUGUGCCGCCGCUGCGUGACGACCGGACACUGUACCACGCGAUGCAAAGUUCUGCCAAGAUUAUGAACCAUGCGGAGGACUCCAACAGCAGUGACCUCUCGGAUGGAUCGGAAGAGAUCGAUCUGACCACCAACGGCGGCUGCAUCGACUACUCCAGCAGUUCCAAACAAAACUGAACUCGAUGCGACGUUGAACUCGUUGUACAUACUGAUUCUCACGUAGUGGCACACAACACACAUGUAGACAAGGUUUAUAUCUGAAUUAAAUACAAACUAUCAUUCUUCAUUUAUUUCUGGCUGAACCUAG
Messenger RNA from Culex pipiens pallens (northern house mosquito), 1001 nucleotides. RefSeq names its product retina and anterior neural fold homeobox protein 2. Gene Ontology annotation, biological process: regulation of transcription by RNA polymerase II. Gene Ontology annotation, molecular function: DNA-binding transcription factor activity, RNA polymerase II-specific; RNA polymerase II transcription regulatory region sequence-specific DNA binding. The record is from RefSeq and is a predicted model, not a curated record. The coding region runs from base 146 to 871 and encodes 241 amino acids. NCBI's taxonomy places the organism in Eukaryota, Metazoa, Arthropoda, Insecta, Diptera, Culicidae. The transcript is spliced from 3 exons.